Bipolaris victoriae FI3 is the source of this 210-nucleotide messenger RNA. RefSeq lists its product as hypothetical. The transcript has a single exon. The annotation marks the transcript as partial. NCBI's taxonomy places the organism in Eukaryota, Fungi, Ascomycota, Dothideomycetes, Pleosporales, Pleosporaceae. The record is from RefSeq and is a predicted model, not a curated record.
UAUAGGCAUGUCUGCUGCGCUAGCUUAUCUAGCUUCGUCUGUACUACUCUCUCCUGCACUGCCUGCAGCUGCGUAUCUACUUACUACGCUAGCUGUCUACUUAUAUUAGCCGUAGUACUACUAGCUUCCACUAGAUCUGCCUGCUAUAUAGCCACUUAUCUACUGCCUAUUCUGCGCCGACUGCAGUUGUCGUAUACUGUAACUGCUUAA